AUGUCUACUCUGAAAGCAAUUUGUGCUGGACUCCCCCUCCAUCCUCUUCCAGAGAACAGAGGCCGAAAGAGUGGCAUCCCUCAUGCUCCUGUGAGAAGCCCCAAUCUCACUGCAAGUGAAGAAAAAUUGGCUUUAAAAAACUCUCUGCGAUAUUUCCCGCCUUACUUGCAUGGAAUCCUGGCACCAGAAUUUGCCAAAGAAUUGAGGCUCUAUGGGCAUAUCUACAUGUACAGGUUCUGCCCCCAGAUUGAAAUGAGAGCUUAUCCCAUUCAAGAAUAUCCUUGCAAAACCAAGCAAGCUGCUGCAAUAAUGCACAUGAUUAUGAAUAACCUUGAUCCUGCAGUAGCACAGUUUCCCCAGGAACUUGUAACAUAUGGAGGAAAUGGACAAGUGUUCAGCAACUGGGCGCAGUUCUGGCUGGUGAUGCACUAUUUAUCUGAGAUGACUGAAGAACAGACAUUAGUUAUGUACAGUGGACAUCCCUUAGGACUCUUCCCAAGCCAUUGCAAUGCACCUCGAUUAGUUAUCACUAAUGGCAUGGUAAUCCCUAAUUAUUCCUCUAGAGAGGAAUAUGAAUCUAUGUUUGCAAAAGGAGUUACAAUGUAUGGACAAAUGACAGCUGGAAGCUAUUGCUACAUUGGACCACAAGGGAUAGUCCACGGAACUGUGCUAACAGUGCUCAAUGCAGGCCGUCGAUACUUGGGGAUGGAGAAUCUGUCUGGCAAAGUCUUUGUCACAUCUGGCCUUGGAGGAAUGAGUGGUGCCCAAGCAAAAGCUGCAGUCAUUGCUGGAUGUGUGGGAAUUAUUGCUGAGGUUGAUGAAGCUGCCCUCUUAAAACGUCAUCAUCAGGGAUGGCUGAUGAAAAUCACUAGAAGUCUGGAUGAUUGCAUUGCUCAACUUAGAGAAGCAAAGAAGAACAAGAUGACCCUUAGUUUGGGAUAUCAUGGGAACGUGGUAGAUCUUUGGGAGAGACUGGUGGAUGAAUUCAAUACUACUGGGGAACUAUUAGUAGAUUUGGGGUCUGACCAAACAUCUUGUCACAAUCCAUUUAACGGUGGAUAUUACCCAGUACAGCUAAGCUUUAGGGAUGCCAACCAACUCAUGUCUAGUGAUCCCAUAAAAUUCCAGGCUCUUGUAAAAGAAAGUCUUAGAAGACAAGUAACUGCCAUCAACAAGCUGUCUGAUCAAGGAAUGUUUUUUUGGGAUUAUGGCAAUGCUUUCCUUUUAGAAGCCCAAAGAGCGGCAAAUGCAUCUGUGAAACAGCAGUAUUAUGAUAACAUACGCUGGAUUCAGGAAGCCAGAAGACAUAAUUUGGUUGUUGGUUCCCAAGCCAGAAUUCUGUAUUCUGAUCAAAAAGGCCGUGUAGCUAUUGCAGUGGCUAUUAACAAAGGAAUUGCUGAAGGAAGAAUUAAGGCACCAGUUGUUCUUAGUCGAGACCACCAUGAUGUGAGUGGGGCAGACAGUCCUUACCGAGAAACCUCAAAUAUCUAUGAUGGGUCCGCAUUUUGUGCAGAUAUGGCUGUUCAGAAUUUUGUAGGAGAUGCAUUUAGAGGAGCAACCUGGGUUGCCUUACACAACGGUGGUGGUGUUGGCUGGGGAGAAGUGAUCAAUGGAGGAUUUGGUCUUGUCCUGGAUGGUUCAACAGGUGCCAAAGAGCGUGCAAAGAUGAUGUUGAACUGGGAUGUUUCUAAUGGGGUUGCUAGACGUUGCUGGUCUGGUAACAGCAAUGCUUAUGAAACCAUCUGUCAAGCCAUGGACAAAGAGAAGAAUCUGAAAGUGACACUUCCACAUAAGGUGCUAGAUGACAGCAUCUUGGAACAAGCUCUGAGUUGUUAAUUGUACAAUCAUCGCUUCAUUCUGCCUCUUUUGAACCAGGUUCCAACUGCUACUUUUCUCUUGUUCUAGUCCAAAGCUCCCAUUCGAUGAUACAAUAAAAGAAUGGUUGAAUUUUAUUUCAGGAAUGUAAUACUAAAAUAAAUCCACAUUAGUAACAUUAGUUUCGGCACAUGUUGAACAUUAAUGCAAGCUUUUCAGAUGCAAGUCACCCAGUGAUUUCCAGCCUAGGAACUGGUUAAUCUUGGUAUGCUCUCUAAAAUUAGUGCACAAACCCAUUGUUAUUUGAUUAGAAAUCCAAGCAGAAAAAGCAACAGGCAACACUUUUUCUACUGCUAAUCAUAAUGUUACUGCUUGCUGCAACUUGGGUUCUUUUUAAGAUUUGUGGUGAAAACUCAGCAUUGUAUUUCGCUGACAACCCUUCUCCUGCCCUCAACUUCACAGCAAAAUCGGACUCAUGCUGAGGAACGUUCAAAAUGCAUUUUGAAAAGCCUUGAUUUCAAUACAGUGUUUUUUGGCUGAUUUAUAUGGAGACUAAG
Ahaetulla prasina is the source of this 2372-nucleotide messenger RNA. It is a transcript of the gene UROC1, whose product is annotated as urocanate hydratase 1. Gene Ontology annotation, biological process: L-histidine catabolic process. The transcript has 18 exons. The record is from RefSeq and is a predicted model, not a curated record. Gene Ontology annotation, molecular function: urocanate hydratase activity. Bases 1 to 1836 code for a protein of 611 amino acids. NCBI's taxonomy places the organism in Eukaryota, Metazoa, Chordata, Lepidosauria, Squamata, Colubridae.